AUGACAAAUGCUGCCCGAAAUGAGAGUGAUGUCAUCUUCAUCUUAUUAGGAUUCUCUGAUUACCCAGAGCUCCAGUUCCCUUUAUUCCUGGUAUUCCUGGUGAUAUAUAUUAUUACUGUAGCAGGAAACUUGGGCAUAAUUAUGAUCAUCAGGAUUAACCCCAAACUCCACACCCCCAUGUACCUAUUCCUUAGUCAUCUGUCUUUUAUAGAUUUCUGUUACUCCACUGUAAUUACACCCAAAUUAUUACAGAUCUUGCUUGUGGAAGACAGAAGCAUCUCUUUUGCUCCCUGCAUCACACAAUAUUCUUUUGCUGUCCUCUGUGUGGUCACGGAAGCAUUCUUAUUAGCAGUGAUGGCCUAUGACCGCUUUGUGGCAAUUUGCAAUCCUUUGCUGUACAUAGUUGUCAUGUCCCAGAAACGCUGUGCCCUGUUGCUGACAGCAGUAUAUACAUGGGGCAUAUUUUCUUCUAGCAUAUUCAUCUACUCUCUCCUUACAAGGUCCUACUUUGGGAUCAACAUCAUUAAUAAUCUUCUCUGUGAGUAUUCCGCUAUCGUUUCUGUCUCUAUCUCUGAUAAUCAUGUUAUGGAGACAAUCUUCUUUAUCCUUGCUAAUUUUAACACAUUUUCCACCCUCACUAUUGUACUUACAUCCUAUCUUUUUAUUUUUGUUACUAUCCUGAAGAUACAUUCAACUAGUGGGAGAUACAAAGCCUUCUCUACUUGUGCCUCCCACCUCACAGGUGUUACCAUCUUCUUUGGAACUAUCCUCUUCCUCUACUGUGUGCCCAGUUCCAAAAGCUCGUGGCUUCUAGUAAGAAUAAGCACUGUGUUUCCUACUGUGGUAAUCCCCAUGCUGAACCCCUUAAUAUACAGUUUAAGGAAUAAAGAUGUGAAAGAAACUGUCAGGAAUUUAAUGGAACUGCCAGUUAAAUGUUUAGGAAAGCAAAGUCCUCACGCUCCAGAUAAUACACAAGAGUCGAGACCUUCACCAUGUGCUGCAGCUGCCUCUGGAAAUGUCCCCUAUGCAGAGAUCAGAGCCAUUGACAAUUCUUAA
Phascolarctos cinereus (koala) is the source of this 1056-nucleotide messenger RNA. RefSeq names its product olfactory receptor 5D18-like. The record is from RefSeq and is a predicted model, not a curated record. Gene Ontology annotation, cellular component: membrane. Gene Ontology annotation, biological process: G protein-coupled receptor signaling pathway. Gene Ontology annotation, molecular function: G protein-coupled receptor activity; olfactory receptor activity. NCBI's taxonomy places the organism in Eukaryota, Metazoa, Chordata, Mammalia, Diprotodontia, Phascolarctidae.